Molecule: messenger RNA, 1419 nt
Organism: Synchytrium microbalum
Lineage: Eukaryota; Fungi; Chytridiomycota; Chytridiomycetes; Synchytriales; Synchytriaceae
Exons: 6
Coding region: 1-1419 (472 amino acids)
Cellular component (GO): cytoplasm
Molecular function (GO): guanyl-nucleotide exchange factor activity
Source: RefSeq, a predicted model, not a curated record
AUGUCUCGAGAGUUGAGGAAGCGAAAAGCAGAGCAACCAGCUCCAUCAACUCCUCCUCCUCCUGCUGCGAAUGGAAGAACUAAAUCUGGAUCUUCAAAAUACAAUCACAAAGACGAACCAGUCGCUUCUCCACCAAGAAAACAAAAAACUGCCAAAAUGAUCACUCAUCCACCCACAACUACUGGCCAGGUUUGGGUCGUCGGCUCAGGAGACUGUGGACAGCUUGGUCUUGGCCCAGACGUCACUGAACGAGAGAAGCCUGCUCAAGUCAAAUUCUUCGAAGAGAAACGGCCUGUCAUGAUAGCUGCAGGUGGUCUCCAUAACAUUGUUCUCACUGCCAACAACAAACUCUUCUCAUGGGGAUGCAACGAUCACUUCGCACUCGGCCGUGUUACCGAUAGUGAAGGUCCUCGCUGGGACAGUGAACCAGGCGAAGUAGAGGGAUUGGAUGAAGCUGUCAUAACAAAGAUCGUUUGUGGAGACAAUUGUUCAGCUGCACUCACACGUGAUGGAAACGUCUACAUCUGGGGCACUUUCCGCGACUCGAUGGGAAUAUUCGGAGCCACCAAGGAAACAAGCAUUCAAAAGACGCCAUUGAAGCUGCAAGGUCUACAUGACGUUAUGGAUAUCGCUGCUGGUAGCAAUCACAUGAUUGCAAUCACAGAUGAUGGGAAACUCUGGAGUUGGGGUAUUGGAGAGCAAGGACAAUUAGGCAGACGUCUUGCUGUCAGGCAGAUCGUAUCCUCCAGUCUCGUACCCCGAUCAAUGACCUUCAAAGCCCCACAUGCAUCUGACAAGAAAUUUGUUGGUGCAUUCUGCGGCAGCUACCAUACCCAUUUUAUUCCAAAUACUGGUCGCACCUGUGGUGUAGGGCUCAAUCAGUAUGGUCAGAUCGGAGACGGAUCUUCUGACAAUACCGAAGAGCCAGUUGAAGUCCUCGCUGUACCAAAGGUUGUGGGUGGUGCAGCUGGUGAACACCACUCGCUGUUCCUCGACGACCAAGGUAGACUAUGGGCAACAGGAAGAAACGACUCUGGCCAACUAGGCUACACGACUCCCGUCAGUGAUGCUGCAGGAAAUAUAGAUCCAACCAAUGCUCAAACUGAUCGAUCCAUCAUCCCCCACCUCGUCGACUUCUCAGCAUACGGAGAAACACCACCAAAGAUAACAUCAGUCUCUGCAGGAACCUUCUUUUCGGUGGCACUCUCAGAUGAAGAAACCAAUAACUUGUACACUUGGGGUUACGGAGAAAUGGGUCAGCUAUGCAACCCUGGAGUCGAUGAUGAUGUAUUGAGGCCAUUCCGAACCAACCUAAACAAUAGGAAGGUGUUGAUGGUAUCUGCUGGAGGGCAACACACGUUGAUGCUGUUAGCCCCAAAAGAUCUUGAAGCUCAAAUCCAAAAUAUGCACGUGGCUUAA